This is a messenger RNA of Symbiodinium sp. CCMP2592, 2841 nucleotides long. NCBI's taxonomy places the organism in Eukaryota, Dinophyceae, Suessiales, Symbiodiniaceae. The record is from the annotation of a GenBank genome assembly.
AUGCCAGCAGAUGAUCAAUCCCAGACCGCUAUCCGCUACGACGCGACCCUCGCCGCCGACAUCGAGACGCGUUGGCAGUCCUACUGGGACGAGCAUCAGACCAACAAAGCCCCCAACCCCGGCGACCCCGAUUUCGACGCGUCUAAACCCAAGUACUACUGCCUCGACAUGUUUCCGUACCCUUCCGGCGCCGGACUCCAUGUCGGACACCCUGAGGGGUACACCGCGACGGACAUCAUCUGCCGCUACAAAAAGAUGACAGGCCACAACGUCCUCCACCCAAUGGGAUGGGACGCGUUCGGACUCCCCGCAGAGCAGUACGCGAUCCAGACCGGAGUCCACCCAGAAAUCACCACCAAACAAGCGAUCGACAACUUCCGUCGUCAGCUCAAACGCUUCGGAUUCUGCUACGACUGGUCCCGCGAGUUCGGGACCAUCGAUCCCGAAUACUACAAAUGGACACAAUGGAUCUUCCUGAAGAUCUACAACUCGUGGUUCGAUGUCGAGGCCGACAAUGGUCGUGGUCAAGCACGGCCAAUCAGCGAGCUCAUCGCCGAUCUCGAGUCCGGCGCGCGCAAAGCGAAGCUCAACCCAGACGCCGCGGAAUACACCGGCGCCGGAGACCUCCCCGACGGCACCGACGCGGGAGACUGGUCCACCCUCGAUCGCGAAACCAAAAAAGCAAUCAUCGAUUCCUACCGACUCGCAUACCUGAGCGAACAGACCGUCAACUGGUGCCCCAAGCUCGGGACCGCGCUCGCAAACGAAGAAGUCAUCGACGGCAAGUCCGAACGAGGCGGAUUCCCGGUCCACCGCAAGCCGCUCCGCCAGUGGAUGUUCCGCAUCACCGCAUACGCGGACCGCUUACUCAACGGAUUGACCGAUCUCGAUUGGCCAACCUCCACCAAAACCCAGCAAGCCGAGUGGAUCGGGAAGUCCGUCGGAGCUGAAAUCGACUUCCCCAUCCUCGGACCCGACGGCGCCGAAAUCGGAGAAGCACUCCGCGUCUUCACCACGCGUCCAGACACCAUCUUCGGCGCGACCUACAUGGUCGUCGCUCCAGAGCACCCCCUCGUCGAACUCGCCGCGGACUUCGCACCGCCGACGCUCGAUCUCAAAAAACUCAACGACUACGUCGAGUGGGCGCGCGAUCGCUCCGACAUCGAGCGCCAAGAGAACAAAGAAAAAUCAGGCGUAGAUCUGGGCAUCAAAGUCAAAAACCCAGUCACCGGCAAAGAGAUCCCUGUCUGGACCUCCGACUAUGUCCUCAUGGGCUACGGCACCGGCGCGAUCAUGGCCGUCCCCGCACAAGACCAACGCGACUGGGACUUCGCGACCGAGUUCAACCUCCCGAUCGUCCGCACCGUCCAGCCCCCAGAAGACUUCGAAGGCGAAGCGUUCACAGGCACCGGACCCGCGAUCAACUCCGAUUUCCUCAACGGACUCGAGAUCGAAGAAGCCAAAUCCACCAUCAUCGAUUGGCUCACCAAACACAAAGCCGGCGCGCCAAAGGUCAACUACAAACUCCGCGAUUGGUUGUUCUCCAGACAACGCUACUGGGGAGAACCCUUCCCCAUCGUCUUCGACGAAUGGCAGAACCACUACCCAAUCGACGAGUCGCAGCUCCCCGUCACGCUCCCGCCGCUCGCCGACUAUGCGCCCGUGGAAUCCGAAGACCCGCAACCGCUGCUCGCCAAAGCCGAGGAUUGGGUCAAUGUCACCGCCGGAGAAGUGGGGGGUGUUGACGGAUUCGACGAUGACAAACCACUCAAACGCGAAACCAACACCAUGCCCGGAUGGGCCGGCUCCUGCUGGUACUACCUGCGCUAUUGCGAUAACAAAAACGACUCCAAGCUCAUCGGAGACGAAGCGCAAGACUACUGGCUCGGAGACUCCGGCGUAGACCUCUACAUCGGAGGCAACGAACACGCCGUCCUCCACCUCCUCUACGCCCGCUUCUGGCACAUGUGCAUGCACGACCUCGGAUUUAUCAAAUCCGACGAACCCUUCCGCAAACUCUUCCACCAAGGCAUGAUCACCUCCAUGGCGUACCAACGCGCCGACAAAUCACUCGUCCCCAUCGACGAGGUCGUCAACCAAGGCACAGAAGCCGACCCAACUUAUAUCGAGACCGCGACCAACGCCCCAGUCGAGCGCAUCAUCGCCAAGAUGUCCAAGUCCCUCAAAAACGUCGUCAACCCCGACGAUGUGAUCGCCGACUACGGCGCCGACACCUUCCGCCUCUACGAGAUGUACAUGGGACCCCUCGAAGCGAGCAAGCCCUGGAAUACGCGAGACAUCGUGGGACUCCACCGAUUGCUCCAAAAAAUCUGGCGCCUCUGCACCAACGACGAUGGAUCGAUCGCGAUCACUGACAGCUCCGAUGAAGCGACGGAGAAACAACUCCACCGCCUCAUCGCCAAAGCCGGCGCGGAUAUCGAGAAGCUGUCCUUCAACACCGCGAUCGCCGCGAUCUUCGAGUUCGUCAACGCAAGCAAGUCCUUGACCCGCGACCAGCUCGACCGCUUCACGCGCGUCCUUGCGCCCUUCACGCCCCACCUCGCCGAGGAACUCUGGUCCAAGCUCGACAAUCCCCCCUCCGUCGCCCACGCCGAUUGGCCAACCUACGAAGAGUCCAUGCUUGUCGACGACGAGAUCACCAUCCCCGUACAGGUGAUGGGCAAGCUCCGCUCCAAGAUCACGAUGCCCAAGGACGCGGACAACAAAUCGAUGGAAGAAGCCGCCCUCGCCGACGAGAAGAUCGUUGCCUUCCUCGAAGGCAAGCAGAUCCGCAAAGUCAUCGUCGUCCCAGGCCGCCUCGUCAACAUCGUCGCGAACUGA